Messenger RNA from Lathyrus oleraceus (garden pea), 1294 nucleotides. Its product is annotated as peroxidase 63. Gene Ontology annotation, molecular function: peroxidase activity; heme binding. Gene Ontology annotation, biological process: response to oxidative stress; hydrogen peroxide catabolic process. Lineage: Eukaryota; Viridiplantae; Streptophyta; Magnoliopsida; Fabales; Fabaceae. Bases 129 to 1130 code for a protein of 333 amino acids. The transcript has a single exon. The record is from RefSeq and is a predicted model, not a curated record.
ACAAUUCCUCCUUUUUCUUCCCAAAAAGGGACUCUCAGUUAUCAUUUACAAACCCAAGAGAGGUAAAAAGAGUCUCUUAGCUCUUCAAAACUUCUCUUGGAAAAAACAAUAAAAAAAUAUCUCAUCUCAUGCAUAAUCAUCAUUUCCCCAUGGCUUUCCCUAUCCUUUUCCUUCUUUUCAUUUGCCUUCCAUUUUCCUCAGCUAAACUCAACGUUAACUAUUACAAGACAACAUGUCCCGACUUUGAAAAAAUCGUGAGAGAAAACAUUUACACCAAACAAAGCUCUAGCCCAGCAACAGCACCCGGCAUCCUCCGUUUGUUUUUCCACGACUGUAUCACCGACGGUUGUGACGCUUCCAUCCUCAUCUCUUCCACUGCCUACAACCCCCAUGCUGAACGUGAUGCUGAACUCAACCUCUCCCUCUCCGGAGACGCAUUCGACGUCAUUGUCAAAAUAAAAAACGCAUUGGAGCUUGCAUGUCCCGGUAUUGUUUCGUGUUCGGACAUAGUUGCACAAUCGACAAGAGACCUUGUUAAGAUGGUUGGUGGUCCAUUUUAUCCUGUUAGGUUGGGAAGAAAAGAUAGUCUUGUAUCAGAGGCUUCAAGAACGGACGCAAGUCUUCCAACAACAAAAAUGACAAUGGAUGAAAUCAUCAAGAAGUUUACCGUAAAGAAUUUCACUAUCAAGGAGAUGGUUGCUUUAACUGGUGCACACACAAUAGGUUUUACUCACUGCAAAGAAUUCAGUGACAGAAUCUUCAAUUAUAGCAAAACUUCUGAGAUCGAUCCCACUCUUCAUCCUAAACUUGCUGCAGGGUUGAGAAAAGUGUGUCAAAAUUACACCAACGACCCUUCCAUGGCUGCUUUCAAUGAUGUGAGGUCACCAGGGAAAUUUGACAAUGCUUUUUUUCAAAAUGUGUUAAAGGGUUUGGGAUUAUUGACUUCUGAUUAUAUUUUGGGUGUUGAUCCAAGAACAAGGCCACUUGUGGAACUGUACGCAAAAGAUGAAAAAGCUUUCUUUCAAGAUUUUGCUAAGGCAAUGGAGAAGCUUUCUGUGCAUGGAGUGAAGACUGGUAAUAAAGGUGAAGUGAGGAGCAGGUGUGAUCAAUUUAACCAUAUUCCUAAUUAGAGGACUAAUCAAUUAUUAACUUUAAAAAAAUGAGUUUUAUUAUAUAUUUAUAUAUGUAUUUAUCUAGAGAGCCAUGGGUAUACAUUGUCCUUAUCCAAAGAAAAUUGAGACAGAUUAAUACCUGUAUUUGAAUACUUAUAUAUAUGUUGGUUUUCUUUUGAUUU